Messenger RNA from Cercopithifilaria johnstoni, 1332 nucleotides. NCBI's taxonomy places the organism in Eukaryota, Metazoa, Nematoda, Chromadorea, Rhabditida, Onchocercidae. The record is from the annotation of a GenBank genome assembly.
AUGGUAAAGCGUAAAAUAAAUCGACUUAAUCAAAAUAGAUUGCGUCAUGGCGUGUUGGGAGAAGAUCCAUCAUUAUCAACCGUAAUGUAUUUACCAAAAACUAAGAAAAUACGACAAUUUUCAACUUGUCAAUACUUUUGCUUGUACUUCAUCGGUUUUUUUAUUUCGAUCGUUUCGGCAAUAUUAUUACACUAUUAUGUUUUAAAUGGACCUAUUCAAUCUACAAAAUACAGACUUCCAAAACCGCCGAUUCUUACGGGUGCCUUAAAACCGAACAAAGAAUUAACAUAUGCAGAAAUAUUAUUGCUAAAUGAAAUUAAUGGGCCUGAAUCAAUUGCAAUACAUAAAGAAAGUAAAACAAUAUAUGUCGGACUUAAAACCGGUUUCAUUGCUGCAAUUGUAAUUGAUGAAUUUAAAAGUGCGAAUUUGGUGAAAAAUUUCAAAUUAUUUAUAAGAGCGAAAUACGAAGAUAGACUAUGUGAUGGAAGCUAUCAUUCAUUGCCGGAAUGUGGCCGUCCUUUAGGAAUACGAUUCAACCGAAAAAAUCCGGAUUUAUUACUUAUUGCUGAUGCUUAUCACGGAUUAUUUGAAGCAAACAUUCAAAAUGAGACGAUAAGACAAAUUCUGAAAUCUGGAACCAAGAUAUCACGUGGCAUGUCUUGGCCAGUUGUUCAUUUUAAUGAUUUCGAUAUCAGCCAAGAUGGACAUCACAUUGUUUUCACUGAACCAUCUCAUCGUUUUGGUGAUCGUGAUUUUUUUUAUGCAAUGGCUGAACAUAAACCAGAUGGAAGAUUAUUGCAUUAUAAUAUGCAUACAGGUGUACUUCGUGUAUUGAUCGAUCGUUUAUAUUAUCCGAAUGGUGUAGAAUUUGAUAAGACUGGAAAAUGCGUAUUUUUCUCCGAAAUGGGCAAUCUUCGAAUACUUAAGCAUUGUUUCAAUUAUAAAUAUCAAAAAUACACAAUUGUAGCGAGUAAUUUACCCGGAUAUCCGGAUAAUAUUCGAACAGCAAAUAAUGGGAUGUUAUGGGUACCACUUGGCCAAGCUCGUUUAGACGAUGAUUCUUGGAUUACUGAAAGACCUUUUCUUAGAGAUAUCAUUGCAAUGAUCGUAAAAAGUCAUGUAUUUAUGGCAAUCCUUGAUUAUUUUUUACCCAAAUAUGGUUUGCUAUUGCUUAUUGAUCCAACUAAUGGUACCAUUAUGCGAAGUUUCCAUGAUCCUGGUGGUUUAACUAUAAGUUCAAUUUCACAGGCAGUGGAACUUGACGAUGGCACUAUCUUACUUGGUGGUGAUAGCAAUAUGUUCUUGGCCAGAUUUAAACCAACAUCAUUGUGA